AAGUUACUUAUCUGGUCCAUAUUACUGCUAUUGUUGUCUGACAUGUUUUUAAUCCUUACUUGGCAAUGGAAUGGAAGGAUUUGGUGGGGUUGAAUUACCCGCGGAGCACAUUGCUACAUCGAAUGUGUGAGCAACACUGAGCGGUACUGAGCGGUUUUAAUAUGAACGAACGUAUACAACUGAGCGCAACGAAUUAAGACCCAGAAGAUCCCGGAGACGAGGCCUUAAACUGUCUGUUGGUGGUGGUUGGGUGCCCAUACAGAAAACAAUUAAACUGGAGUGAUGGGCUCCGAUCAACAGUUCUGUUUGCGGUGGCACAAUUACCAGAGCAGCCUUCUUGCGUCCCUUCCACAGUUAUUGGACGGUGAUGACCUUACAGAUGUCACCUUGUCGGCAGCUGGACGCAAUUUACGUGCCCAUAGGGUGGUUCUGUCUGCAUGUAGUCAGUACUUCAAAGAACUCUUCAAGGCACUGCAGCCCUUGCAACAUCCUGUGAUAGUAUUACCAGGAGCAAACUUCACAGAUUUGUGUGCUCUAGUAACAUUCAUGUACAGUGGGGAGGUUAACAUAUAUCAAGAGCAGCUUUCAGGACUCCUCAACUUGGCUGAUGCAAUGCAGAUUCGAGGCCUUGCUGAAGUUAAUGGGUCUGCUGGAAAACUUGGUGGUAAUGAAACAGUUCCAUCAUCAAAGAAAGAAGUAGCUACAUCGGCAAAACGAACCAAAAUGUCAGCCCAUGCACCUGCAGGAACACUGUUGUCAAAUCAGUCUCCAGCAGUAGAAAUGAAGCUACCACAGGCAGAAACUGUUGAUGUACAUGGACAUUUUAUGAAAACAAAACUGACAGAAUAUGAAAUGUAUGGAGGAAAUGGAAGCCGAACUGUGAAGCAAUUAAGUGUCGAAAAUGACUUACAUUAUGGGGCUGUACAAAAGGAAGGUGGAAUGAAAACAGUGGCUAUGCCUGAAAACCUAGAUCUGUAUAUGGAGACAGAGGAUUCUCUGCACCAGUCCUCGCCAAUUCUGGGACUUCCCUCAAGCAUUGAAAACUCUGCUUCUGGUGGAACUAGGGUAAAAAUUGAACGGGAACAUAACAGUGAAGGAACAGGAAAUAGCAGGAUCUCCCCUGAUUUGGCUGCUGUUUUGAAAAGGGCAGCAGGCAUUGAAGAUAUGGAAUUGGGAAGUGCUGAGAAUUCUGCUGUUCAUGCUCAACAGUCCCCUUCUUCUGAAGAUUCUGGUGGUGGAAAUUUUGGUCCAGAUGCAGCAACAAUGGCAGCAGCAAAUAGAAUUCAUCUGAGUCCAGGUCCGCACUUUUCCAAUUUCAAGCUUAGCUCUUCCUGUCCUAGCACUCCUCACACGGCCAGCACCAGUACUGGCAAGCUGUUCGCAACCUGCCUGGUCUGCGGAAAGCAGCUCAGCAACCAGUACAAUCUGCGCGUGCACAUGGAGACACAUCAGAAUGUCAACUAUGCUUGUGGCGUGUGCAGCCACAUCUCUCGUUCACGUGAUGCACUCCGAAAGCAUGUCGCUUACAGACACCCUGGUGAAGGGAGAGAGAAGGCUACGUUGGUGGGGCCUAGGGAACGCAGAUGUGGGCCAGAGGGGAGGAACCGAUCUAUGUUGGGGUCUGGGACAAACGGAGCGGAUGUGAAGACCAGAGUUCCACUUGGAUUAGGCAGUAAUGGUUUAGGAGCCCAGGGUUCAGAAGGGAUGUUUGUAGCAGGCAGCAAUGGAAUAGGAGGCAUUUUAGGGAAAGGGGUAGAUAUGGUGGGUGAAGAAAUGGCCAGUAGUGAAAUCAAAGUAAUAACUGAUGAGGAUAAUAAGCUUGCUUGAUGGAGAGUUUUGUUUGUGUCAGUAGAGGGAAAUGACAUCUGUUCGACACUGUUUGGAAUUAUAGUUUUAUUGCAGAGGUGUCAUAGUUGAUAUUGCGAGAGUUACAUUGGAAUGCUAGCAAAUACCUGAAAUAUCAAGUUCUUUAAUGAAGCUGCAUGCAAAAUUUAAGAGAUUGAUAUAAGUAGGUGGUUGGUACAUGCUUCCAGGAAUAGUGUCCCUUUUGUUGAAGUAGAAAUGUUUUAAUGAUAUCUCUGUCAUAUCAAGAAUAGAGCAGAUAAUCAGAAAGUUGUGAUAUUGGGGUUAUCUUUCAGAUAUUUGAAAGUGUGAUUUUUGUUUAUCUGCAUGUUCAUAUGAUAAAUUAAUAAUAUAGGUCUUCUCCCAAUGAAUAGUGUAAAACACUGUUGACAAUGAGUCUUUCAAAUCAACUGAAUCUGCCUUGAAAGAUACAUUUUAAUUUAGAUUUUAAACAGGGUUCUAAAUGUGUAAGUUAGCCUAGAUACCAGUAGUUGCAGCUGCAGCUAAGAUCGAACAGGAAGGAAAUCAGCAUGUUUAUAUCUGUUACUGUUAGUUUGUUAACUAUCAUACAACCUCACAGACACAGCUAUAUAUGUAUAUAUAUAUAUAUUUAUUACAGAACAUUGACCUAUUUACAUUUUUAUCUAUAUUCUAUAUAUUUAAUAUAUUUACUUCAGCAGUCACAUAGCUCUGUCCAGAGCUGUUCAAGGCCAGUAUAUUUCUAGAGAAUCUGAUAGUUCACAUGAAAAUAUCCUUGUGAUACUGACAUACCUAGACUUUCACAUUUUCUGCAAUAACUUAUUUUAUUGCAUAGUUAUGAAACAAAGACUCUAGGUGUACUUGUUUAAUUAAUUGACCACUUGUCCUAUGAUUUUUUUUUCUGAAUGUGGUGCCAAAGAAACAUUACUUUAGUUCAGUUAUGUGAACUUUUAAUUUAAAGUAAUCAGUUUGUAACACAAGAACAUUAUCUAUGUUUAAACAUCUUCAUUAUUAUCCUUAGUUAUCUUGGGCUGUGCGUUGAUUGUUUGCAUUGUGUGGUAGACCUGAAUUUUUAGUUCCACCUGUUGUACAGCCUGUGUGUCCACAGAACUGUUGGAAUUUGAGUCUGUAAAUUUCUGCUUCUGACAGUCUCAUUUCCAGGCUCAUCAAUGGAAAUGUCUUCCAACUUCCUCUUUACUGUCAUAAUCAUCACAGCUCUUUUCAUGUCCCAUAAUCACAAAAUAAUAUUCAUGUCAUGUCUGUGAUUACAACUACUUGCAAGAAACCACCAAAUGAAGAUAUAAUAUAUAAAUAAAGACAAAUAAGUACAAAAGAAAUCUGCCAUAGGUAGUAUCUAUAAGUGAGCUACUGAUCACUGGUUCUAUCUGGCGAGAAGAUGCUCAGCAUGUUGCCAGAAAUGAAAAACUCUGGAUAUUAAUUCAUAGCCACAAAAUUCUAACUGCUAUAACUUAAUGUGGGUUACUAUAUUUAGGGCAAAGUUUUAAACCCAAUUUAAUUUGUUAUAACAAAGGAAGUGGUGAAAGCCAGGUGGUUCAUCGGCUUCUUUCCCCUUGAACUAGCCAAGUUUUGCAGUGUAAUUGGAGGCAUAUGACAACUGUUUUAUGCUUGUGUACAAAGUUUUGAUAUGUGAUUAAUGAAGCCUUCUGUCUACCUUGACUGGCUUCAACUUAUUUUCAUGAGGUUUGAGAUUUUGUUAGGAAUGUUGAGUGUUUAUUAUAUUUGUUUGCCUGUUUGCAAGAGUUCUUUUUCUUUUAUCAAGUCCUUGGGCUACAGUAGGAACUGAAAUAUGUUUUAGAAACAUUUGUAUAUCAUUGAAAUAAAUGGGUUUCUUGAAAAGUGUAACAAGAACUUUAAAAGAAUGUGAACAUCCAGCUGUAGAGAAGGGCUAUGAUUAUCUUAUGACAUACAUAGAUGUAUUACCUUAUUUUAAUUCUGUGGGGGACUUCAACAGUUUUUACAGAGCAUAUAUUUUCUUAUUUUGGGUUUCUUUGUAUUAUAGACUGUUUCUUAAUUUACUGGAAUAGAUUAUAAUACCAAAGAUUUCAACAGCUAGCAGUCAUUUACUCAGAUGUACAAUAGUACCUAAAAUGCUGAGAUACCAAAUAAUUUUAUAUUAUUUUAUAUAUGGCCAGUGACUGAACUGCUCAAAGCUUGUUUAUUCAUGUGCGUCAUCUUGUGCCCAGUAAUACUGUUGCUCAUAAAGUGGGGAAAUUAAUUUUAAAUUCCCUUUGUUGAUUGUUUUUGUUUUAUUUUGUUAAGUGUUGUACAUGUGUUUCUAGUUCAUUGGUUUUACUAUACCAUAAAGAGUUGUGAAUUUGCUGUGAUUAAUAUUGUUUGCAGGUAUUUUUAUUUCAAUUUACAGUGGUUUGAUUUAAUAGGUUGGUUAUUUUGUAAAACUUCGCAUGAUGAAGUGAUGGGAUGAUUGGACCUAGGUGUGAGACAUUUGAAUGCUAGAAUACCGGUUGUAUAAUAUAUGUUUUCAAGUAAAAAGCAAUAUUGCAGAUUACAGUUGUUAGAAAAUUAGUCUUGCCAUUAACAUGAGGUACCACACAGUGUGUACUGAAUGUUUAAAAAAAUAAAAUUUUACUUGAAUGUUUAUAUUUGGUUUCAAAAGUUAGACACUUUGUUAAUGUGCAUCCCACAGUGGCAUUCAAAUGUUUGGUUAUAGCUGUACAUGAGUGGGUUUGUUGUGGAGCAGAGUGCCCAAGGAGGGUUGUAGGGUUAAGUGACAUUAAGAAUGACUGAUCGAGAAUGAAUGGAGUUAUGUUAUAUCCCACAGUCGCUGAGUCCAAUGGAUACCUGCUGCAUAUAACCAUUGUCUUUUCACAUGGUUAGAGUAAUAGCUUCAGCGCACACAACUGUUUCUUGUAGAAUGUUGAUCAUGGGAUAAUAUUUUGAAGUUUUCUGGUUUGUGUAAUUUACUGAACCUGUUUUCUUAGGCCUGUUAGCACUGUAUUACACAUUAUAGUUUUCCGUGUAGUCUGUUCACUAGUCAGCCAGUCCUGGUGGGAUGUUUUAAAUACUUCCAUAACACCACCAGAUUCCAUCCAUGUAAAUCAAGUUUAAUGUUGUGCUCUUAUAUAUUUUACAAAUAUAUCAUUCUAAGUUUAAAAGCUUUAGUGCCAUGAAAUAUUUGAGCUUCUCAUAUAUUACAGAAACAAGUAUAUCCACAUAUGUGAAACUCUUAGCAUAUGUUAUCGAAGGUGUUGCCAAAGUCCGCCAUCACUAGGGUCAUGCUUGCAGUUGUUAUGUAGUAUGAUAUUGAACCAAAGAACAUCUACAGAUGAACUAAGUUUCAAGUAUUUUAAAACUGCCAUUCUUGCAGUUGUGAAACCAGGAAGGGUGACUUCCAAAUACAACAUUAAUUACAUUAUAUAUUUUAAAUAGUAAUAUGUGGUUAAACCAUUUGUUCUCAGAAUGGCAAUUAUGUGUGCCUUUUAAAAAGCUCAAAGAGAAGUAAAGAAAGAAUGGAAAUAUGUAAAAGUGGA
Molecule: messenger RNA, 5330 nt
Organism: Zootermopsis nevadensis
Lineage: Eukaryota; Metazoa; Arthropoda; Insecta; Blattodea; Termopsidae
Source: RefSeq, a predicted model, not a curated record